AUGAGCAAUAUUUAUAUUCUCGAGCCACCAACAAAGGGCAAGGUUCUCUUGGUGACUUCAGUUGGUGAUAUUGACAUAGAGUUAUGGUCCAAGGAAGCACCAAAAGCAUGUCGCAACUUUGUGCAGCUGUGCAUGGAGGAGUACUACAAUGGCACAACAUUUCACAGAGUGGUCAAAGACUUCAUCGUCCAGGGAGGAGAUCCUACAGGCACUGGAACUGGUGGAGAGUCCAUCUAUGGUGCACCUUUCAAAGAUGAGUUCCAUACUAGGCUGCGCUUUGUGAGACGAGGCCUGGUUGCUAUGGCGAAUGCUGGGCCUCACGAUAAUGGGAGUCAGUUUUUCUUUACCAUGAACCAAACACCAGAGCUUCAAAACAAGCACACAAUCUUCGGAAAGGUUGGGGGCGAUACCGUGUACAAUAUGCUGAAACUUCAGGAAGUUGAAGUUGAUGACAACGAGAGACCACUGUAUCCGCACAAGAUUAUUCGAACAGAGAUCCUGUCAAAUCCAUUUGACGACAUCAUACCAAGAGUCAUUAAGAAGGUCAAGAAAGAGAAAGAAGAGGAUAAGAAGGUCAGGAGCAAGUCAAAAGCCACAAAAAAUUUCAGUUUGCUGUCUUUUGGAGAGGAAGCGGAGGAAGAUGAAGAACAAACAUUUAAAGCAUCAAAAAAAUUCAGUGGCAAAAGUAAGAGCAGCCAUGACCUGACUGAUGACCCAGAUUUAAGCUCCGUGCCGGUCGUGGAAGUGGAAAGCGCAGACACGGAUAAGUCGUCAGUGAAAAGAAAAGGACAGGAUGAUGUGGAGUCUGGCACCUCUGAUGUGACCACGGAAGAAGUGCGGAAGAAGCUGAAGAAGGAAGACCCACCAGUGGCAUUGCCUAAGCAGGAGAUUCCAGAGGAACCAGCUGUAGACGAAGUGAAAAAGAGCAAAAGUGAAGAUAUCAAGAAAGAGGUGAAAAGACUUCAGAAGGAAAUCAAAGAAUCGAAGAAACGAGCAAGUGCCAAGAAUAAAGAACCAGCAGCUGAGGAUCAAAAGAGUGAGAACAUUGAGAAUCCAGUUAAAGAAGAGAAAAAAGCAGACGGCGAACCUGAUUUUCUCGAGGCUUUCAAAUUGGAACGACAGAAAUAUAAGACUCUAAAGAAGCAGCAGAAUAAGAAAGGGCUGACCAGAGAAGCUCAGACACUGGCCAUUUUGGAAAAAUUUCAGUCGAAACUGUCUUCCGUUAAACACGUGGCAGUGGAAUAUUCCGAUUCAGAAACAGAAGACAAAAAUGAUGAUGAUGUGGAGGAAGAUGCCAGUGAUAUGUCUUGGAUGCGGCACAAGCUGCAGUUCGAGGCAGACAACAAAAAGAAAGUGCUGGAUCCAAAUGUCACUGACUCAGACCGGUAUGAGAUUCAUGACCCUCGUAAUCCUAUGACGCAGAGACGAAGAGAAGCCAGUGAAAAGAAAGCUAAGCAGAAGUGA
Molecule: messenger RNA, 1464 nt
Organism: Candidula unifasciata
Lineage: Eukaryota; Metazoa; Mollusca; Gastropoda; Stylommatophora; Geomitridae
Source: the annotation of a GenBank genome assembly